AUGAGAGUCGAGACCUGCCAUUUUUGCUCUCGGCCCGUAUACCCGAGCAAGGGUAUUACAUUCGUCCGCAACGAUGCCAAAUCUUUCCGAUUCUGUCGGAGCAAGUGCCAUGCGAACUUCAAGAUGAAGCGUCAACCCCGAAAGCUGAAGUGGACCAAGACUCACCGUGCCGCCCACGGAAAGGAGAUGAUUGUUGACUCGUCCCUCGUCCUGUCCCAGUUCGCCAAGAAGAGAAACAACCCCGUCAAGUACGACAGGAACCUGGUUGCCGCUACCAUCAAGGCCAUGGAGAGAGUCGAGGAAAUCAGAGCGCGCCGAGAACAGGCCUUCACAAAGCGCAGACUGGGCGGCAAACUGGCUCGCGAGCGCAAGCGCGAGGAGGACCGCAAGGUCGUUGCGGAGGGCGAGCAUCUUAUUCGCAAGGAACUGCGGGAGAGAGAGGAAGGUGUGCCUCUGGAUGUGUCCAAGAUCUCCAGCAGAGUGGUUGGCGAGGAGAAGAUCAGACAGAAGCAGAAGGCAAAGAUGUUGGUGGAUGGAGGUAUCGAGGAGGAGAUGGACAUCGAUUAG
This is a messenger RNA of Aspergillus clavatus NRRL 1, 567 nucleotides long. RefSeq names its product ribosome biogenesis protein RLP24. Bases 1 to 567 code for a protein of 188 amino acids. Lineage: Eukaryota; Fungi; Ascomycota; Eurotiomycetes; Eurotiales; Aspergillaceae. The record is from RefSeq and is a predicted model, not a curated record. Gene Ontology annotation, cellular component: nucleolus. The transcript has 3 exons. Gene Ontology annotation, biological process: ribosomal large subunit biogenesis.